UAUAUAAACAAAUGGAGGGUAAACAUUAAAUUCAUCAUUAGUGGUUACCUCUCAUGGCAUGGGGAAGAUUGUAUGAUCAAAGAAAGAUAACAAAGGUGCAUUGUUUAACGAUGUGGUUUUAAAUCUUAAAUUGGGAGGUGAGGACACAGACAUUUAUUAUACUUUUCUAUUUAUCUGUAAUAUUUCAAGAUAAUUUUUUUUAAGUAAUACAACUCCAUGCUUAAAUUUACGUCACCUCUGUCAGCCUCCUUAUGGAGAGAUAUCCAAGGGACGGUCUGUUGCCAUGGUGAUGAGCUUGCCUGGUGUCAAGGAGCUUUCUUUGCAUCCCAUUCUGGGCUAGGAGGCAUUCCAGGAUGAUCACCCCGAGCGGCUGCUGGAACAUUCCCCUGGAGAUGAGUGAUUCAUGUAGAUGAACUACCAGGUGCCUCCCCCAACUCCCCAUUCUUUGAAGAGUAGGUUGGGCGGCUGCGGGAGCUGAGGGGUCUGGGCCAGGCCAUGUGCCCCCCCUCCCAGCACAGCUGAUGGUGUGAGACCUGCCAAGUCAUCCUUCCCCUUGCCCACGUGGCCUUGACAGAUGCACAGAGACAGGACACGAACAGGCCGUAUGUUAGAAAGAUGAUGCAGCAGGCCUUGACUUGUUAGUUGCAAAUAAAUGGUUGUCGACCUGAAUAAAUGAGCUUGAAAUUUAAGGGCAGCAAAAUGAAUUAGUCAAUGUCAGCAGAACUGGGAUUAGAACCCUGGUGUCCUGACUCUCCAGUGAAGGUGACUUCAGGCAUGUGGCUUGACCUCCCCUGCCCCCACUUCUGCAUCUGUAAAGUAGGGGGUGCUAAAUGGCACUGAGGGUUUAGCACUAGGAGUCUACAUUCCAAACAAGCAACCAGGUAGUUCUUAAGCACUCUGGAGUUUGAGAACCACUGCUUGUGGCCUCCCUACUUAUAAAAAUUGUAAAAGCCUCCAGCUAUGUAUUUAGGAAAAUUCCAUCUUCCUUUAUUCUCACCACUUCAAAUAAUUCAAACUUCUAAAUUCCUCACACAUCAGCAAGCCAUAAUGAAUAACCCAGGUUUCCUUCCUUCCGUCUGCUGAGACCCACCUGCAGGAACUUUCUCCUACCUUCAAAGUCAUUGGAGGCCCAGUGAGGAGCUUAGCUGAAAGCUCCUUAAAGUCAUUGGUCAUUUGGAGAAGCAUCAAAAGUGAGACCUGAGAAGCAAGUGAGACAUUCAAGCAACAAAAUCCACCCAAGUCCCAGCAAACAGCUGAAGAGGGCAACCCUCCGCUGCCAAGUUGGCAACAGAUAGCAGGAGCCACGUGCACGCACACACAUGCUUGCCCCAGCUAAACCAAGAAUGUGCUGGCCAAAGCCCUCUACGACAAUGUGGCUGAGUCCCCGGAUGAGCUCUCCUUCCGCAAGGGUGACAUCAUGACCGUGCUGGAGCGGGACACGCAGGGCCUGGAUGGCUGGUGGCUCUGCUCACUGCAUGGGCGCCAAGGCAUCGUGCCCGGGAACCGCCUCAAGAUCCUGGUGGGCAUGCAUGACAAGAAGCCAGCAGGGCCUGGCCCCGGCCCACCCGCCAGCUCAGCCCCGCCCCAGCCCGGCCUCCAUGCUCCCGCUGCCCUGUACACACCCAUGCUGCCCGCGGCGUACCCAACCCAGCCCGACAGCGUCUACCUGGUGCCCACCCCCAGCAAGACUCAGCAAGUUCUCUACCAAGCCCCCGGACCCAGCCCACAGUUCCAGUCUCCCCCAGCCAAGCAGACAUCCGCGUUCUCCAAGCAGAUGCCCCAUCACCCGUUUCCCAGCCCAGCCCCAGACCUUUACCAAGUGCCCCCAGGGCCUGGCAGCCCUGCCCAGGACAUCUACCAGGUGCCACCUUCCGCUGGGAUAGGACACGACAUCUACCAGGUCCCCCCAUCCAUGGACACACGCAGCUGGGAGGGGACGAAACCACCAGCCAAGGUGGUGGUGCCCACCCGAGUGGGGCAAGGCUAUGUGUUUGAGGCCUCCCAGCCAGAGCAGGACGAGUACGACAUCCCGCGCCACCUGCUGGCCCCAGGGCCCCAGGACAUCUAUGACGUGCCCCCUGUUCGGGGGCUGCUUCCCAGCCAGUAUGGUCAAGAGGUAUAUGACACACCCCCCAUGGCUGUCAAGGGUCCCAAUGGUCGGGACCCAUCACUGGACGUGUAUGAUGUGCCCCCCAGUGUGGAGAAGGGCCUGCCACAGUCCAACCACCACGCAGUCUAUGAUGUUCCUCCAUCGGUGAGCAAGGACGUGCCCGACGGCCCACUGCUGCGUGAGGAGACCUAUGACGUGCCCCCUGCCUUCGCCAAGGCCAAGCCCUUUGAUCCGACCCGCCACCCACUGGUCCUUGCUGCGCCCCCUCCAGACUCACCACCAGCGGAGGACGUGUAUGACGUGCCACCUCCAGCUCCUGACCUCUACGAUGUGCCCCCUGGCCUGCGGCGGCCUGGCCCUGGCACCCUGUACGAUGUGCCCCGAGAGCGGGUUCUUCCUCCUGAGGCUGCUGACGGCAGUGUGGCCGACGACGGGGUGUACGCGGUGCCCCCGCCAGCUGAGCGAGAGGCCCCGGCCGAUGCCAAGCGCCUGUCGGCCUCCAGCACGGGCAGCACACGCAGCAGCCAGUCGGCCUCCUCCCUGGAGGCGGCAGUGCCCGGCCGUGAGCCCCUGGAGCUGGAAGUGGCCGUGGAGGCCCUGGCACGGCUGCAGCAGGGCGUGAGCACCACCGUGGCCCACCUCUUGGACCUGGCAGGCAGUGCUGGUGGGUGUGGGGGCUGGCGCAGUGCCCCUGAACCUCAGGAGCCCCCAGUACAGGACCUGCGGGCUGCCGUGGCUGCCGUCCUCGGGGCCGUCCACGAGCUGCUAGAGUUUGCCCGCAGCGCCGUGGGCAACGCUGCCCAUACUUCUGACCGCACGCUGCAUGCCAAGCUUAGCCGGCAACUGCAGAAGAUGGAGGACGUGUACCAGACGCUGGUGGCCCAUGGUCAGGCUCUUGACAGUGGCCGGGGAGGCCUGGGGGCCACCCCUGAAGACGUGGACCGCCUGGUGGCCUGCUCUCGGGCUGUGCCCGAGGAUGCCAAGCAGCUGGCCUCCUUCUUGCAUGGCAAUGCCUCGCUGCUCUUCAGACGGACCAAGGCCCCUGUCUUGGGGCCCGAGGGGGGUGGCCCCCUGCACCCUAACCCCAUUGACAAGACCAGCAGCAUCCAGUCCCGGCCCCUGCCUUCACCCCCCAAGUUCACCUCCCAGGACUCACCAGAUGGCCAAUACGAGAACAGUGAGGGAGGCUGGAUGGAGGAUUACGACUAUGUCCACCUGCAGGGGAAGGAAGAGUUUGAGAAGACCCAGAAGGAGCUGCUGGAGAAGGGCAACAUCAUGCGGCAGGGGAAGGGCCAGCUGGAGCUGCAGCAGAUGAAGCAGUUUGAACGGCUGGAGCAGGAGGUAUCACGGCCCAUAGACCACGACCUGGCCAACUGGACGCCAGCCCAGCCCCUGGCCCCGGGGCGGACAGGCGGCCUGGGGCCCUCAGACCGGCAGCUGCUGCUCUUCUACCUGGAGCAGUGCGAGGCGAACCUGACCACACUGACCAACGCGGUGGACGCCUUCUUCACCGCCGUGGCCACCAACCAGCCACCCAAGAUCUUCGUGGCACACAGCAAGUUCGUCAUCCUCAGUGCCCACAAGCUGGUGUUCAUCGGGGACACACUGUCACGGCAGGCCAAGGCGGCUGACGUGCGCAGCCAGGUGACCCAUUACAGCAACCUGCUGUGCGACCUCCUGCGCGGCAUCGUGGCCACCACCAAGGCCGCCGCCCUACAGUACCCAUCUCCUGCCGCCGCCCAGGACAUGGUGGACAGGGUCAAGGAGCUGGGCCACAGCACCCAGCAGUUCCGCCGGGUCCUGGGCCAGCUAGCAGCCGCCUGAGAGCUGUCACCUAGAGGGACAGAGGGCAGGGGAGGUGGGCAGCGAUGGCCCCCAGAGAGCCGUCAUGCCUCGGCCAUGGGGACAGGUGACCCCAGCUCCACCCGGGCCUGGUGCCCCAGACUGUCAGGGAUUUGUAUAUAUUUAUGACGGGGCAGGAUGUGGGAUGGUGCCUCCUCAGAGGAGCCUGAGCAGAGCUGGGCCCUGGUGCCGAGGCCAGGAGCAGGCUGGUGAUUUUUCCUGAGUACACAGCUGUCCUGCGGGCCCAACACUCAGGCCGGGCCAGGGACUUGCAGGCCCCUUGGCCCACGUGGCCUCAGGUGACCCUGUGGGCUGACCCAGCCCAGUAAGGGUGCCGGUGGCCCCUCCACAGGGAAAGCGCAACUGUGGCAUGUUCCCUCUGCACCAGGAGAAAACCCUAAAAAACUAUUUUUCAUUAUUGAUUUUCCAAUCAUUUGACUAAUAGUCUACAUUUAAAUAAAAUUUCAAAACCGAGAA
Molecule: messenger RNA, 4429 nt
Organism: Vicugna pacos (alpaca)
Lineage: Eukaryota; Metazoa; Chordata; Mammalia; Artiodactyla; Camelidae
Source: RefSeq, a predicted model, not a curated record